Messenger RNA from Spirometra erinaceieuropaei, 15274 nucleotides. NCBI's taxonomy places the organism in Eukaryota, Metazoa, Platyhelminthes, Cestoda, Diphyllobothriidea, Diphyllobothriidae. The record is from the annotation of a GenBank genome assembly.
AUGAACGGCGAGGAAAAUGGCGUUACCACGGAGUCAGCUAUCUCCAGGCGGGUGAGUACUCCGAAUUUUUUUACUCGUAUCGUACUUUACUUAGAACCCCAGAAUAAUUAUUUUCGAAUAUAUUUCAGAAGCAAAGUCAGUCUGUUAAAGUGAUAGGGAUUUUUUAAAAUCCCAUUAUUGCACAACUAAUUCUAUGGUACAUCCACAGAAAUGUUGUUAGGCUGCUAUCUGACGGACUGUGCGCACGGCCUCAGGAGUCUCACCCGUCCCGGCUUAGACAGAAGUGCGGUUAAUCUUUGUGUAAACCCUGCUCGAGGGAAGGGAAAUACAACCAGUCUGUAUCCUUGUUUGGAGCUUCAGCUUAUCUGCGCGCUCUCUCAUAUCUACAUGACCACGUAUGCCUUAGUGGACUUUGACAAUCCUAUAGUGACAGGCAUAGAGCUCCCUUUUGCAAAACGAACCUGAUGAACCUGAAUGUUGGUGCUUCAGAUAGGCGAACGGAAGAUUAUCCGUGUUAAAUUUAAGACGUUUGCAUGCAUCACCACUGGCCUCUUGACUUCGGUCAGUCAAAUCUACAAACCCAUAGGGAAAAUUUACUAAAAAAUUGUCAUAGUGCCAGGCUCACUGCCUGAAACUGACCAAACAGACAUCCUUUUUCGGUUUUCCCAAAUUUGGCUGUCAGCGAGCAUGCAUGUCUUGUCAAAACAACUAACAGGUUAGAGUUAAAGGCAAGUCGACACUGAUGCACGUGUUGCCAACGAAAUCGCUGGCCUCCGAAAUGAUCGCAGACGUCUAUUCAAUCAUUCCAGAGGAGCUUUCGCAGCUAUGAUACUGAGGAAACAGGAAAUGUUAAUGUGGAUUUGUUUGGUGUAAAAUUGCUGACAACUGACCGCUCAAGCGGUUCUAAGUUUCUUUCGUCUAGGCAUCAGCAGUCGCCACGAGGGAAGCAGCGAUCUUGACGUAGUGGGAGGAAGUCUAGUUACUUAGGCGGUAAUGUGAGAAGAGGGUAUUUUGGAGUUUGCGCUAGAUUAUUCGAAAGAACACCAUUGUUCUCAUUUCGACAAGGACUUCGAGCUUUCGUCACCCAACCGUGACAGAAUAAAUAAGAGCUAUUGGCGGCAAAGUGAGAGAACCUGCGAUCUUGCUUCGUUUUCUAGUUCUUUAUUAUUGUAGAGCCCUUAAAUUCCAUGACAAACCCGCUUAGAAUUAGGCCUUAUCGCAGGCCUGGACAAUCUAAUUAUACUACUACUAACUUCUCUAUACAACGUUGUUAACUCUUGCAUACUUAAUCAUUUUGGUAAAUGACGGUCAACUCGACGUUGCCAAAAAACAAGUUUCUUGAAAAAACCCGUCGCAGCGACAGACCCUUGAAUUCUUGCCUACACGACCAACCAAAACUACAGAGUGCUGGACAAGGCUGAGUAUCCUACGAGGGUAUAAAGGACUCAGAUUUCAUGGUACAGGCUUUAUAACGAUGUAUUCAGACACCAUUCUGUAUCUUUUGUUGUACAGACAGCCUGUACUUGAAGGUGCGGGCAAGCACCCCCACGUCUGUAGUUGAUUGAUUGGAAUGAGCCAUUUCAACUUUUCCUGAAUCCAGCAUAAUUUGCCUGAAAAAAAAACUCAUAGUACUUUAUGUCCAUUCAUCACAAAUAGGCAGUACUUUAGUAAGAAGGAAUUUGGCUGUUUGCGCUAGUUUUUUUCGAUAGAACACGACUUCUUUCAUUUCGGCAAAAACUUCGAGCCUUCUUCAUUCAAUCUUGAGCGAGAGUGAGAGCAGACCAAGUGGGAGAAUAUGUAAUCUUGCUUCGCUUUCCAGAAAUGGCCAGUUUUGGUCUAGUGGGAACUGUCUGUCAGGCAUAUUCCGACCGCAGAUCUGGGAGAACUACAGUUGGGAGUUCGUGCUGAGCUUCCCAUUGAGCAAGACGCCUUACCAUAUGGGGCGCGCGCGCGCUCGCGUCCUCUUCACUGUGAUUGGUGGAAUUAAACGUCCAUUGGUGACCAAAAGUGUCAUUGGCUGGUGGAAUAAACAUUGAUUUUAUUUUGCAGAGGGUGAUUUGAAGAUACGCUGGCAGUCAAGCGUCAUGGGCUAUGCUUCAGGCCUCAUAAACAUGGAUCGAAUUUCUUUCAGAAUCUUUCAAAUGGAAAAAUAGUUUUUUUAGAUGCGCUUGCAAAACAGACUGAAGGGGACACUUCAUAUGAUAUUAUAUUUCCCUUUGAAUGAUUACAUUUUAAAGGACCCCGAUAAAUAAACCUCAGUGGCGUGUAUUGUGGCAUGAAUUAAAUGUUACCAUUCACUCUCUCCUGAAAUACAUGCUCCAUCCAGGCGUCCACAUUUAUUUAUCCGCCUCCGAAAUGGUACAUUUGACCAGCUUUUUUCUUCAUACUCCUUUUCUUGGGCAUUUGACUGUCUUUUCCGAAAAUGACAUUUUUAAGUGUCUGCUCAAUUUACAUCCUUGACUGAUAGCGGCGUACGACAUAAGGCCGCUAAAAUAAGGAAAACAUAGUAGCUUUAUGUGGCAACCUAUUGGUGAUUUACUUCUAUUGAUAUGGUACAGUAUUUAGUCAUAAGGGCGAAUGGUUAUAUGCCUGUCUGAAAAGACUUGUAAAGCUGAAUCGCUCCUUUCACUAAGUAUCACAUUUAAAGUGAGUUUGACUCCCCAUAAAAUGAGCUUAGGGAAUUAUUUCUAAUGUAACUCCCUAUCCCUAGCGCUUACCCUAAUACUAAAAUCAGCCUUAAUACUCCCGACCUUAGCGUAACAGGCCAGCGUGCCCUACCAAAUUGAAUUGUGCGGUAGAUUGAUUUCCUGCAAGUGGGAGUUUGUGAUAAACAGGGGAGCAAAUAAGAACAGAUUACUUAUGUCAAAAUGCCACCUACAUCAGAAACGUCAUAACCGGUCAUCCAAUCAUGAAGUUUCGCCCUGUUUGCGCUGCAAACGAAUCUGACGCCCACCCGCUUCAGAAGGCGCCUUCUGUCAAGCACCUGACGGCCGCCAUUGAGUGAUCAAGUUAAGAUGUUUGUUUGGCUAGAUUCAACUGUUAGAACUUCUAGCAACAGACCCUUAUUGUGCAUAAGGUUCCGUUUUUCUAAUAUCGGCUACCGCUCUAAACUACUGGAAUAGGACAUAGAAGAUCGUUUGGCCAUCGUAAGCUACGACAUUCAUCGUUACACCAGCACGAGGUGUACUCGGUAGCGGUGACUUGAGCGUGAAUUCGUCUACAUUGAAGUUCACUUGCAUUGCAUCUACCUCACUUUCUCCUCGCGGUCUUACUUUGCCCCUGGGGUGGGUGAGAUUAAUGAUCGACAUGUAAGCUUAGUUGACACCGUUCUAGCUAAACAACUUCUUCUGUGUUCAGAUAUUGGUCAUUGGAAAACUAAAAGCCUUUGAAAAAGGAACGAAAAGAAUUGCUGUUGUCCGAGAUUUGUGCAGGUCAGAUUGUCAACAAGUAAAUGCUGCACUAGUAGUCAGAUAACCAAACAAGUCGUAACAAUUCUUCAGAAGUAGCAAUCAUUGUGGCUCAUCCACCUUUCCAUUUUGUACCGUUUAAACUGUCUUUUUGAGUGGUGACAUCGGUCACGCACAUUGAAUUUAACGCGUUGACUCCUCGCCCAGAGGGGGACUUGUUUGUAAAAUGAAUAGAUAAAGUUGAGCUCGUUCUACGGGUAAGAACUGGAGGAAUACUGGUUGUUCGAAUAAUUAGGGAGUGUCUCCAUCGGAGCUCACAGACGCAGCACCUAACGCUGAAUUGAUAACUCGGCGGUUCGAUUUCGCCUGGAGUGACAGAUAUCCUGCGGCUGUGUGUGUACUGUCCACAGGAAAACCGUACCGGCCAUCUAUGAAGAGGUUCAUUUGGUCAGUGGCAUGUGGCGAAGGAAUUGUUGGGUCUUUAUACUGUUCGCGCUUUUCACGAUGAGACGGGUUGACCACGUGAAUAGGUAUUCCUCCCUCCCCGCAUACUACAGGAGGUUUUACGCUAGAUCCCAAGGGCACCUAUUCCCCCGUCCUAGCUUUAAAAUAAGCCCUCUUAACCCCAACUCUUCGGGGAUUUUGCGCAAGGUUACCUUUAGUACGGAGGACACCUAUUCUUCUGCCCUAUCACAAAAUACUUAGAAAUGGGUGAAAGUUAUCGUGGAGAGAGUGUAUAAAAAUCUUGGUCGUACUAGUCGGCGCCUAUCCGCAAGAAUACGAGAACACCUGCCGGCAUGAUUGACGAGGGGUGACGUUAGGAACAUACAUGGUUGAUUCGAGGCAUCGUGUGGAUCCAAGCGAAGCCUUCUGUGUGAUUAACAUGGUCCCACCUAACCAACCUAAGCGACUAAAUCAGCGCAUACCAGCAACAACAGAGGCAACUGCCAUCAGGCUACAGAGGUCGGUCCUGUGCGCGCAGAACAACCUCUUGCACGCUCCGCGUCUAUCGCGAACCAGGAUUGUUUAAAUGUAUGCAGAUCUCCGCGCCUCCACCUCCUUCCCUCCCCCUUCGGACAUGGCUCAGCCUAACGCUCACAGCCUCCUCUCCCCCUACCCACUUUAUUCACAUACCCCCUUUAUAUGAAAGGACGAAUCAUAGUCGAUUGCACCUAUCACUCGCAUGUUUAAUUUGUGCCUCGUUCCCAUGUACAGGCCCGAUGAAAAUUUGUCGAAAGCACGCGUAAGAUCACCAAAUACUCUUUUGAAAAUCCUUUUUUUGUUGUUGUUUUUUUAGCUCAACAGCAAGUAUGAUCCCGCUGCGGAGCAAGAGGUCGUGCAGUGGAUCAGCCAACUCACCGGGCAAACUGUUGCUACUGGACGCGAAGGGCUGCAGCGCAGCCUGAAAGACGGACAAAUUCUCGUAAGGUUAGUAUGUUCCUCCCGACGCCCCACCACUACGGCCAUUCAUUCUCAGUAGUAUGUUGAUUCGCGGGCGCAGGCGUGCUUGCGCAGUAUGUCUGACUCCGUUCUUCGACGAAUGGACCCAGGGCGUGAACUCUUGGAGGGGAGGUGGGCAUACCUGGUAGGCCCACCCUGUUGAAAGCGCACCGACAUGCGUUUAGCCGGUAUCCAAUGAGCACCUCAUACAGAUAUCGGUCCCUCAAAUGCUGAAAGUCUGUUAAGUGGUCUGCUGCGGUCUUCUCCGACAGUGUUCUCGUUGCACAGCCAACCCGAGGAGUGGCCAGUUAACCCGUAUUUCAAGCCUUCACUCAUGCACUGGCAUGAUGUCCCGUCAGGAGUAUUUUGUCCUGGCCAAAAUCUCGGACGUACGGUUCGCCGAGUUUCAGCCUCUGGCGAGUCUAAUCCCCUGCAUUUGUACCUUGCAACAGCAGCAGCAACACAAAAAUCGGCAAAAAAGCACUCCUAGAUUUUUACCCAGUACCAAUACUUGACAUAAAUUCGUAUAUGCAAAACAUACUACCUACAGUUUGGCGGAUGCUGGCGUUGCGCAGUUGGUCUGCUGAAGUUAUUAGGGCCCAACCCAGAUUCUCGUGCCAACUUAAGGGUCAAACGUGCAAUGCCCCGGCCCGAAAACUUUGUACUUACUUUUUACAUUGAAUUCUGACGCAGUCGAAAAGAUUAUCACCUGUUGUUCUGCUACGCGGAUAUUUGACGACGACUGGACCUUACAAAAAGGGUUAAGUAUGAUGGUGAUUAUGAUGAUGAUGGUGACAGCAACAACAACAGCGGUGAUGAUGAUGAUGAUGAUGAUGAUGGUGGUGGUGGUGGUGGUGGUGGUGGUGGUGGUGAUGAUGAUGAUGAUGAUGAUGAUGAUGAUGAUGAUGAUGAUGAUGAUGAUGAUGAUGAUGAUGAUGAUGAUGAUGAUGAUGAUGAUGAUGAUGAUGAGCGAUGGCGUGUCAUAUAAGGCCUUUCACAGGCAACCGCGAUGAAAGCAAGUCACCUUUUUCCACAUAUGCUCAUCGCAGUCCUGUACUCUUGGGUGAUUUUGUCUUAAAUACGUCCUACUAAGGAGGGAAGAGUUAAUCAAGUUUUAUAUGCUCAGGUUGGUUUCCGUUCACUUUAUAGGUUGGUUGAUGCCGUCUACGAGAGGACACCCAGCCUUCCUCCACAUGCUGCAUCCGUCAGGAGGCCCCUGAAACCAAACACCUCAAACCUACCAUUCAAGCAGGUACUUGAGACAGCACCCAAACUGUUCGUUAAGAAAGGAAGAUCCGUAGCAUUUAACUCUAGAUCUUUCUAUAGGUCCUACUCUACGCAAACGAGAGCUUCUUUUUGUAAUUUUGAGCGGUUUUUGGUGGAUAUUCAAUUAUUUCCCCAACAAUGAUGACAAAUGUGAACGAACUGGGUGCAGGAAGCCUGCUUAUACGCCUAGUACUUUGCGUUUUUAUUCUGACAUUCUACUCAAGGAAACGAACAGACAGUCGACGACAGAUUCUGAGUGUUUGCUAGGCGUUGUUUGGGGGAGAUAGUGAGCACGUUCAUGCGACUGAAUAGUAAAAUCACUUUGAUCGUGGUACAAAACCGAACUAACUUGUUGAUUGUGAGUGCUGACUUGUAUUGCAGCGUUUUUAAAGAAAAUCUCUCUUCUGGAUGAUUUCAACCUAAAAAUGUUUGGCGAGGAUAAAAAGGAUAGUGGGUGUGCCUUCAUUGCACGAAAUGCGCAUUUCGACGUGUUUAUUCGCACUUAGUCUUCCGCGAAAAGCAAAUCUCAUGCAGGUAAAGACACGGGGACUGGACUGGCCAUUUCUGACUUGUUAGACGUCAGAUCUGAAUGACCCGACGGUCGAAUCCAGGCUCCUUGUCCAAUGAACGUUAAGUCCAACGCUGUACUCUUGAGCCACGGGCCCGUUGUUCCGUCGGUUGCGAUCGUGACUAUUCGAGACGCAACUGGACCGGCACGUCCCUUAACGCCGACCAGCCAACGCCUUUUAUCCCAUCGUUAAUAUUCCCCACGAUAACUGACAUGGCAGCUGACCCGAGGCGCAUUUAGUGAGCAUUGAGUGCAAAGUCUAACGACCAAGGAGUUAGGGUCCAAGCCUGAGGUUGGAUAUGGUGGGCUAACUCAUGUAAUGUCAAACAAAAUUUCAAAAUGCAUUCUCAUUUCGAAAAGAUUAAUUAAGUAGGAUUGUAAAACUACUCAUCAUGCAGCAUAAUUCUGUGAUGAUCCAAUUACCCCAGGGUGUCGGAUUUCGAAUGAACUUAUUUUCAACUGCAGGCAAGAACUAUACUCUGCAAAAAUGACUACUUACGUAGCAUGCAAUUUCCUCAUUGAUUUUCGAUGUCCUUGAAAGUUCAAUUAUAUUUCAUGGAAUACAUGCAUACAAAUAUUUAUUCUUUUACUUAUUCGGUAGAAAUUCACAUUUUCUUCCAAUUUUUUACUCGAAAGAUGGUUAUAAUUCGGUUUCAGAAAAGUUUCUAAUUGUGAGAUAUUUUAAUACCGUGAAAUGGCCGUUCAUAAAACGUUAUGUAUCUGCAUUUACCAAUGUGGCUUGUAAAGUUAACAAUAUUGCUCAAAUUCACUGCUCAAUUUUAUGAACCCCAUAUGGUCUCCUAUAAAUAUCGUAGAGAGAUGCAUGGUUUUCCUUACACGGAAAAUAUGCGGCUUGUAGUUUUGAAACCCUGAAUGCAAUUGUAACAGCAGGUCGGGUUCAAAAUUAUUCGGGAACUUGAAACGUUUUUUAAGACCGAGUUAUGCUUUUUUCGAAUAUAAAAUCGGAAGAAGACGUGAUUUUCUACCGAAUUAGUAAACGAAUGAAUAUUCGUUUUCAUGUUUUCCAUGAAAUAUAAUUGAAUUUUUAAGGGCAUCGAAAAUCAAUGAGAAAAUUACAUGCUACGUAAGUAGUCAUUUUUUGCAGAGUAUAGUUCUUGCCUGCAGUUGAAAAUAAGUUCAUUCGAAACCCGAUACCCUGGGGUAAUUGGAUCAUCGCACAAUUAUGCUGCAUGAUGAGUAGUUUUACAAUUCUACUUAAUUAAUCUUUUCGAAACCAGAACGCAUUUUGAAAUUUUGAUUGAAAUUUCAUGAGUUAGCCCACCUACUGUAGUCUACUAAGUCAGCAAUCACCAUCCCAGUCCCCACUGCCUCUGUCAGCAUUCCUUCCCGCAUCAGUAAUGCUCGCUGUUUGACCGCCUGCGAUGGUUCGAGGUUGAACACCAGGGUGCAACUGGACGAGCAUGUCCAGUAACUUGAUCGGCGAACGCCAACCUUCUGACGACAAUAAAUUUUGCACUUUGGUGGCAUAACACGCAGAAAAAACAGAAAACGAGGGUAUCACAUAGCAACCUUAAAAGUUGCAUUACUCGAAACGGAAUUUUUUAGAUUAAACUGCAUGCGCAUGUUUUUCGCGCUGUUUUUUGCCUAAGACAGAAAAAGCCGCCUCCUAGCAGAUGCAUGUGAGAAUGGGAAAAAUACCCAAUUCUCAUACCUCAAAGGCGCGGUUGUUUUUUUUUUAUCAAACAAAAAAUUCACUGAUGUCGUAUAAACUAGGCAUUCUACAUUCUGCUGACAGCAAGCGCUUCCCGUUACGGUAUAUUUAGGAAGCUUUUCUGUUUUGUUACGCAGUAUUUGGCAAUUACACAGUUUCCGCUGGAAAAAUAAGCAUCACUUCCUUUUGUAAGACCUGUAUGCAACACUGUGGCGGUCAAGGAUGUGAGAUCGACUUAAACCACGCACAAUAAGUUCGUUUCGUCUACUGUCAGAAGUCAGGUAGCUGCUAGGACUAGUUUAUUCUGUACACAGGGCAGGUUGCCGUAAGUUGGCGAUUUGCUUGCAACAGAGAAAAGCGUCCGUUCACGGAGAGCGUCAGUCACGGUGUGUGUGUUGUUUAUGCGGGAGUGCGCCUGGGUCAGCAGGAGGGGUGACUGGCUGAGUGUUGGUUGUGUGAUUGGACAAAUUAGGGGAGGAAUAAGGGAUGCAUGCUCACAAGGCCUCACGGGAAUCACGCCAGAGCGUUCGACGCGCGUUAGGCGAUACUAGUUUGUGAGGGCAGCCGGGAGUCACCGCAGCUGGACAGGAGGGGCCCCAGUUCUAGCCGGUGUGGGUGGUCGUGUGUCAGCGGCCUGUCAGUACUUGUCACGGCCAUCGACCGACAAAACGGAACCGGAGAAAAGGGGGGUUGGAGCGGCUGCUACAACACAAUCAAUCAUUGCGUCUGUCCUAGAUUAACACAUUUAUGUGCAUUGAGAACGAGGUAAAUAGUCCAAGACGAAGCCUUUGAUGACUGACGGUGUUAAAUCUCAAUAGCAUGGACAAAUAGCCUCAUACAAUACCCACUGUCCCAGAGAUCGGAUCUUCAUCUUCUUUACAACAAGAACCUGGGAUUCGCAUAUUCGCUUCCAUACUGUUUUCUUUUCUGCCUCCUGAAACUAUUUGCCUCCACUCGCAAGAAAGUAUCGUUUCCCGGGAGCAUGAUCCCUGUCACUGCAGGGCAGAAACUUCUUCUCCCCAAACGCUCGCUGUGGCCUAACGCUUUUAUCCCUUUUUCGCGGCAGAUGGAAAACAUCCAGAUUUUCCUGGACGCAGCGGAAGCCUACGGUGUUCCGAAGACGAGCCUUUUCCAGACUGUUGACCUGUACGAGUCGCGCAACAUGUCGCAGGUCAUAAAUACCAUCAUGCAACUGGGAACGGAGGUAUACAAGUUUUUGAUAAUGUCAUUGUUGUCACUAUGUGAAACCUAAACUCUAACGUCUAAAUAUGCUUCAAGUAGGAAUAAACACGUAGGCAAGGUUGAAAUACUGAUUAGCCUACAAGGCACAAUUCUGGCUUUCGGCAGAUAAUCGCUGCGGACACUAUUGAGGAACUGAACGCUCGGAAUAAACAUGCCGCAUUCUCCUAUAAAUGUUUUCGAGAGGGGCUACUCAGGCCUUUCUGAGGCCAUUUAGGAGAUUAUUUUCCCUGAAAAUCUAGUGCACCGACGGGCAAAAUACUGUGACCCUUAAACCAAUAAUAGGUUGCGCCCAGUUUAAAGCCCGGUACGUCCCCCCCCCCCACCUUGUUCUGAGACGUUAGGACUAUACAGUGUGUCAUUAGUCUAAACUAGCUGUACAUCAAACAUAGUUUUCUUCUGGAUCCAGCUAGGAACAACCCGAGACCUUCAUGCCCAUAGCCCACAAAACCCCUGCCAUUGAACGGAAAUACCUGGCUGGGAAAUCUGUAAUUCCUAGGUAUUUCGCAACUUCAGGGUCAAAAUGAUUUCUAUUUGAUUCCUUCGAAGGUUGUGACAAGGCCCCUAUCUCAGAAACUUGUGUUUUUGCUCAUUCUUCUACAAAAACACCUCCUGCAGCUCACAAUGCCUACUUGUUAAGCAAACUCACUAGCUCUGUUUAGCGUAGGUAAGACUCGGACUCGUUAGAUAACCCUAAAAAUGUCAUUCUCACGCAACUUAAUGAAGAAAAGGUCCCCGGUACCAAGGGUAAGGCCAACUGAUAGUAGAUAAGGUAAUGAUCCAGUCCAGGGGGUUUUCUGACCAGCGAAACACCAAGUUAUUGCCAUUCUUUUGGCGUGGGCAUGUUUCCCGUAUAGUCCACGAUAUCUAAACAGUUCUGCCUGCAAACUACUUUCCGUAAUUUGCUUUCGGAGGACUUUGGCGGACGAUGCCUUUAUCUAUAAACCUAGCUAUUGACUUCGCCUUCCGGCUCCGUACUAGCAGAUUCCCCUCAGAUUGACAAAACUGAUAAGGUUCUGUUGCUAAGAUAUUAGAUAUAGAAAACAAAAAUGUACGCAUUCUUUCAGGCACACAUAAGUUAAUUUAUCAGACAACUGAAAGCCCGUUAAGAAAAUUGUCGUUUUUUAUUUUUCUGAAGUAAGACUUACACGAAUGCCUGGGUAACCUCUCUGCAAAUUGAUAACAAACUCCUCUAUAACGCAGCUUGUGAAUAUCUCCCAUAGUAAUCGGGAUUGUGAUUCCUACCUUCUGUAGUAUUUAUUCCCACUCAAGGGCCUACUCAGAAAUUUCAGUCAAUGUUUCAUAAAGUGCCUCAUCUAAAGUAAGUGGGCGUAAGAAGAACUCAGAGGCUCAACGGGAAAUCAAAAAACCUUACUGCAUUUCAGUGUCAAAGAAAUGGAUUCCAGGGCCCAACGUGCGGCCCACGACCGACUCAGAAGCAAACCCGUCAGUGGACCGCCGAACAGCUACGAGCCGGUCACGGUGUCAUCGGUCUCCAGGCCGGAACUAACAAACUAGCUUCCCAGAAGGGCAUGAGCUUCGGGGCAAUGCGCCACUGCGCCGACACGAAGGUGGAGGAAAUGUCUCCGUCUGGUUAGCUGAAUCUUAAUCUGUUGUCUCAUUUCAAUGCCUCGGCACACAUGAAGAUGACAUGUUUAAGAACCAGGAAAGGAUAUAUCAAGUCCUGGCAACCCUUGCUGUGUGCCUUUCGCUCCAGAGACAAAUCACAAUCCAGGUUUACACAUGCUGUUGUCCCUUUUGAGUAGCAUUCACCAACCCAUCAUGCUCGGUGAAUUGAAUGGGCAUUUCGAUUUUCCUUUGGAACUCCGGUCCUAUUAAAUUCUUAGGUGGUUUCUCGACGAUUAAGGACAAGUGAGGAGGAAAUGGCAUCGAUCAAGCAACAGGAAUUGCAGUGACCGAUUCUGGAUUAUGCCCUAUCACCAGUCAGGUAGAUGGGCAGUUUAGGUCUGAAUACAGAGUAAUUGGUAGCCAAGCGUGUUGGAGUCAAACGUCCUCGCAUUCGGACUUAACCUGCGCGAAUGAAGUUAGGAUACGUUUAACCGAUACAUCUCCUGAAGCUUGUAUAAGCCUUCCGCCCUUGUUACAUCUGUCGAAUUAGGAAUCGCAUUAUCAGGUCUCCCCACGAAACCUACGCGCACACAGUCCCGAGGACAGGCAACCGCAAGCGUUAACAAACCAGUACCCAAUCAAUCUAGAAAAUUUCUUGUGAUAUACACGCUUAGUCAUUCGCGCUCACAUCAGAUUUCUUGGAGAUGCCGGAGCAUUCCUCCAGCCGGUUGUGCAUAGAGAUCUUCCACCGCCACGGGGCAUCUGCACAUAAUAUGUGCCUCCCACCGGAUUGUCAGGAGACGCGAAUGUGCCCUAGACAUUGACGAAUUCUUCGAAUUGGCCGGGACUGACCGUCUGCGUGGUCAUCUCUUUAAACUACUGAGGAUGCUGGCCCAUACGUACAUCCGACGGAACGCCUUCUCGAUGAAGGGCAUUGGGGCAUGGAACGGACUUCCUGAUUCGGUGGUUCUUCCCGAAACUGUUAAAACCUUUAAGAGCAGACUACACGCUUAUUUCCUGAGAAACUACUGUGCAUAUAAUCGCGCUUGUGUUAGCAGCGGCAGUUUGUGCCUGCUCGGAACUACCGUUAACUUUUGGAUUUCCCGAUUUACUGAUGUAAUAGUUGAUACUAUUGCCGUUUGUCGAUAUGGAUAGGGAGCUCAAGGGCGAAAGCCUCGUCUUCUUAAUAAACUGACUUACUUAUUUCCUUCGCCUUCUCUUUCUAAACGGGACCAUUCCUGAACAAUCUGACCUUUGAGGUACAUCUAUUAUUCUAUCCGCAACACUGAUUGCAAAAACAGACCAUAACGUGCCUUUCCAGUUCCCCUUAUUUUUGACACUACUUCCCAUAUAGCGCUGCUUUUACUGCCCUCCUUGCCACAGCUUAAUUAACUACUAUUUUGAAUCCCAUAGGAGCUGGAAUUUGCAGCCUCCAAAUGGGCACCAACAAGUUUGCCUCACAAAAGGGCAUGGCGAUGGGGAGCGUCCGUCACGUGGCCGACAUCCGUUGUGACGAUAUAACAAAGGAAGGCCAGUCGAUAAUCACUCUGCAGAUGGGCACCAACCAGUGCGCUUCGCAGAAGGUAACGUAAUAGUUUUAUAAACACAACUUGAUAGUUUGCCUCUAAACACUGCCUCAUGUAACUUGCCAAGGAUUUAUCGAGUAAUAAUGAGGGACGCAUGGAUAAGAAACAAAAAUUUUUGGUAGACACUGAAUGGGGCUGCAUUAUACAACGGCGUAACUUACAAUGUCCAAGUAAUAAAUCUCAGGCGAUUCGCCCAGGUGACCACAAGACUGGCCGAAACCAAGUUGACAAUUACAACGCACAAUUACUGGCGAUGAAAGGAACAGAAAAAAGGAGAAAAAUAGUAGAAGUGGUUGAAUAACGGUUUUUAUAUUGACUGACGAAGUGCAGAGCAAACCCUAUGACAGCCAAAUGACUGGGCCAAUCGAAUGUUCAGCUUAUUCCGGAGACCAUCUACGGUAAAAGAGUCAGUAACAGCGACUAACACCACAGACACAAUGUCUAGAAAGUACCAGACAAAUAAACACUACAAAGUAUGUUGAGUGCAGGUCGUAAAAAUUCCACACUAUUCUAAUACGGAAUUCGGAGAUGACAAGCCGAACGGGUUUUUAGGUGGCCUUAUUAGCGACGUUAGGCUAACCCCCCCCCCCCCCGGUGAUAAAAGCAAACUUUUAUUGCAGAGAAAUAGGUGAGGGGAUUUGGACUGUCUAUCUUCGAAAAAGAACAAGGUCUUCUUUCGGGCCCCUCUAAAGUCCCUUUUAGGCCGUAUUCCCUAUGCUCACCAGACCCUGAUGGCAUAUUACAUGUGCGAUCUGAAAAAUGUUCCGAAGACCAGGAAAAAUGUGGUUCUGACGAUGACGUGCGAUAUGGAAAUUUUGCUUUUUGGCAAUUUCAAACCAUAAGUUGAUUCUAUUCGUGAGAUUUAUAUCAGUAAACUGAGAUCAAUUCAACAUGUUGAACUCUGGAGCUAUCUUCCCGAGAAAGUGGGCUCUUCCUCCUAGGGAUCUCGUUGACUUUCCUAGGUGGCGUAAGGUAGUUUUACAUACCUCAGGCCAUAGAUCAUAACCGCUUUAUCAUUCCUUUUGUAAAUAUGCGCCAGUCUGCAGGCUAUUUUAUUGACAACGCUUCAGAUGGCCUCCGAAAAUUUUAUUUCACCCGCAAACGUUGUUUCGUAGAUUACCUGUCAUGCGCAGUUGCACACGUUUAUAGAAGUGAAGUAGAUUUUAACAGUAAAGUCUGAGGGACCUGGUUGUCGACUGUCGCAAGAUCAGAGUUUUCUAUCCAUGAAUUUUGCCCUGGAUUAUCGUCAUUUUAAGCGUAUGCGGUAGUCGACAAUGUGGCUGAGGGUCGAAGGUUCAAUAAGCGUUCAUGAUGACGACAUAGAUUGUGCAUCUAUCCCAAAGUUCUCGAAGAAGAUUACAGCAACUUUAUGUGUGUCACCUAAUUUCUGGGAGCAGUUUGGCAGAAGAUUUUGGAUUUCUGAUCAUUGCACAAAACUGCUCUUUGCGGUCUCGUCCAUGACUUUUCAGAGAAACCAUAUCACCUGUGAGCUGUCGCCGAUGCCGACAACCCCUCUUGCAAAAUAUCCAAGUGUUUGCAGACUUCCAAAAUAUCCCAGUAAGAAAUCUGAUGUGAAAGGACGUGAAAAAACAUAUGGAAACCUCAUUGGCAAGUGCCUCAAACCAUGACAUAAUUUUUGUCGGAAGAGAGGUGGCCAUUCGUCAUACUGCUAGCAAUAAUCACUGAUAUAUCCUCCAGGGAAUGUAGAGCGACAUUUUAGCCGAACGACGGCGAGGUUAAAUUAAGUAACGCUGACUGACUGUGUACAUAAUGCUGACCAAGCAUAUUAAUGAUAUUCAGAAGCGACUAAAUAGAUUGUGUUUCUGUAGGAACUUGGAUAUCUGUGAACCCUUAAAAAAUUUCCUCCUUUGAAAUUUUGGUGGGAAGAGGGAAAAUCAACUCUUCGCCGGAAUAACUAUGAUAUAGAUUAAGAUGAUUUGCGAGUUGUGUCUUAAUGAAAUCGGUACGACGAAUGCGAUCCAGAAAAUUACUUUUCACAAAUAAUUAAAGUAUUGUCAUUCUAAGCACCACGUUUUAAGAUGUAUGGAGUACGUACGUCUGUGAAAGGAGCUGAAUCCAAUGAACAGCUUAUCGUAUCAUCUACAGAUGUAUAGAAUGACUGCAGCCAUCAGGAAACACGAUGGCAAUACCAAAAUACCUUGGCUUAUGCGGUUACUGAAUAUGAAACCAGGCCCUACACCUUUGUUUCCUUAAGCAACCUGGUAAUGCUUAUUUUUAGGGCAUGGUAAUGGGCGGCGCCAGGCAUGCUGCGGACAUCCGCUGUGACGAUAUGUCCAAAGAGGGUCAGGGUAUCAUCACUCUUCAAUACGGCACGAACAAGUUAGCUAGCCAGGCUGGCAUGCGUGGAAUGGGUGCGCAUCGCCACAUUGCCGAUAUUCGAUGCGACCAGAUGACGCCCGAGGGUUCGGCCACACUUGGUUUACAGAUGGGGCCCGGGAUGAAUCAGGUUGCGAACCAAUCAGGCAUCUCAUUUGGUGCCCUUCGCCAUGUCAAUGACUCCUAUUAA